AUGAGGAUCCUCUCAUUUUUUCUUCUUCCGACUCUUUUCCAAGCCAUUGUGUCUGCAUCACCGAUUGAUCAGUCCAUUCCUUACGAUAGGACCGUAGUUCAAAAAUGGGCCGUAUCUGCUUCUAUUCCUGCCUCAGAUGAGACCAACACAUCUACCCUCCAUACUCGUCAAGAUGGAGGAUACUGGUACGAGUCUGCAAGUCAUGGUAUCUCUGCGUUUGGAGAUUCGAGCUACCAGGUCUUCCGCAAUGUGAAAGACUACGGUGCUGUAGGAGAUGGUGUGACCGAUGAUACUGUGGCAAUCAACCGCGCGAUCACAGAUGGCAACCGAUGCGGAGAGACAUGUGGCUCUUCAACCACCACUCCGGCGGUUGUUUACUUUCCGUCAGGUACAUACCUUGUAUCAGCGCCGUUGAUCCAGUAUUAUUAUACUCAAUUUGUGGGAAAUCCUAAUUCAUUGCCUACGCUGAAGGCGGCACCCAGCUUUGCUGGUAUCGGUGUCAUCUCCGCCAACACCUAUAUUCCUGGUGCAUCUGGCGCGGAGUGGUAUGUACCUCAAAGCAACUUUUAUCGCCAGGUGCGCAACUUCAUCAUCGAUAUUUCAGCCUGUCCCACCGCCACUCCCGAUGGAUUUGCCCCCACUGGUAUUCACUGGCAAGUGGGUCAAGCUACGAGCAUCGAAAAUAUUCAGUUCGUCAUGAGCCAGGCCGACGGAACUACGCACGUUGGAAUCUUCAUGGAGAACGGAUCAGGUGGCUAUCUCGGAGACCUGACCUUCACCGGAGGUGCCAUUGGCAUGUGGUGUGGAAGCCAGCAGUUUACUUCGCGUAAUCUUAAAUUCCGAAACUGCGUCCAAGCAAUUGAGAUGAUAUGGGAUUGGGGUUGGACGUGGCAUGGUUUGGAUAUUCUUCUUUGCCAGAUUGGAAUCAACGUUACAGCACUUAGCAGCGCGACUGCAGAGCACAGCCAAGGCGUAGCCGCGAUUGCGAUUCUUGACUCUGUCUUCACCAAUGUGCCAAUUGCUGUCUUGACAGCAGGGAAAACAAACAUUAUGAUGGAAAAUGUGCAAAUGAACAACGCUCCAAUCGCCGUUGGCUAUUCAGGCGGCCCUACAGUUGUUCAGGGUGGGGAUGUUCUCAUUGACAAUUACGGGAAUGGAAACAACUUUAUCCAGAACGGAAAAACGUUGAGUGAGACAUUCCUGAACGGUGCAUUCUCCCCUUCUGCGAAAAGUGCGGCAUCAGCUUCACUACGGACCUCCAAAGGCUGGUUUGCAAGGUCUAAACCCCAGUAUCAAACCGUGGGAAUCGGCGGAUUUAUUGAUAUCAGAUCGGCCGGUGCCGCUGGUAAUGGCCGGACCGACGAUACAGCUGUAAUCAACCGUGUUCUUGGAUCUGCUGGGGGCUCGAUUGUCUACUUCCCGCACGGUACCUACAUGGUUUCCGACACUAUCUCGGUCCCUCCAGGGACAAAGAUUGUUGGUGAAGUAUGGAGUGAAAUCAUGGGAUUUGGAGAUAAGUUUUCAGACAUCUCUAAUCCAAGAGUCAUGAUCCGAGUGGGAACGGCAGGCCAAACGGGAGAUGUCGAAAUAUCUGACAUGCUGUUCACUGUGCAAGGAGCUACAGCGGGUGCCAUUCUGAUGGAGUGGAAUCUCGCACAGGCGUCUCAGGGUUCUGCUGGCAUGUGGGAUGCCCACUUCCGCGUUGGGGGUGCUGAAGGAAGUGACUUGCAGUAUGAAGAUUGUCCGUGGACCCAGAUCGAAGCGGACAACAAAUGUAUUGCUGCCACCACAUUGUUCCACAUCACCUCCUCCGCUUCCUUAUAUUUGGAAAACGUAUGGGUCUGGACCGCAGAUCACGACUUAGACAUUCCGUCGCAGGAUCAAGUCUCCGUGUACACUGCGCGGUGUCUCCUCAUCGAGUCUCAGGGCCCGGUGUGGCUUUGGGGUACGGGGUCGGAGCAUUGCACCCUUUAUCAGUAUCGCUUCUAUCACGCGAAGAACAUUUUUGCCGCAACUCUGCAGACGGAAACUCCGUACUACCAGCCAAAUCCUAAGGCGCCCGCUCCGUUCACUGGUGCCUACGCUUUGCCCGACGAUCCCACAUUCACCUAUUGCAGCCCGGACUCGUCGACCUGUGCGUAUGCCUGGGGUCUUGAGGUUAUUGGUUCGUCUAACGUCAUGAUCUAUGGGGCCGGCUUCUACAGCUGGUUCCAAUGGUACUCCCAGGCUUGCCUCAGUCUUGAGGCCUGCCAGGAGCGUAUUUCCCGUGUUGUCAAUAGUAACAACAUCUUCAUUGUUAAUUUAUACACAAAGGGGGUGUAUUCGAUGAUACAAGGCAGCAGCAGCACUGAUGUCUUGGCUCUGGAGAAUAUGGACGGGUUCUUGGGCACAAUUGUGGGAUGGACUGGACUUGACACUACCGGAUCACUGGAUACUCCCUCAUCGGUUAUCGCACUGCCCCCGUGGAUCUGGAGUGUUCCAAGUCCAACAGUAUCGUGCAAUAUUCCCUGCGUCAUUCAACCACCACCCACCCCAAUUAGGCCGAUUCGACCUCCACCAUAUACAACCACAAUCUCCGGCUCCCAAGUGAUUGUCACGCCACCAGUGAUAGAGACCCCCGGUUUGCCAGUGCAGACUAUCAGCAUUGUUGUGCCUGCGGGUCAGACAGUGACACCUAUCAUUGUUCCCAACCCCAGUAUCACCGUUCCACUCAUAGUGCCAACUGGUGGGAACUGGCCAGGAGGCGCACCGCCAAUCCAACCUCCCCCAAUCCCCGUGCCAAUUCCGCCUGCGAUGGUCCCCAAUUGCAGGCAGUUUUGUUCUGGCGCUGACUGGCCGCCGAUCUUACCCCCAAUCGUGGUUGUCCCGGGCGCUCCACUUCCCGUCGGAGCACCCCCUCCAGUCGGGGUUAUCCCACCACCAGUUGGAGACGACGACGCAGGAGAUGAGGAACAAAACGAAAUGGAUUGCGGUAUUCCUUUCGCAUCAUCUCUAACUGACUGGCCAAGCCCUGACGAUGUACCAAGCUGGGGUCAGACGCCCGGUGAGACCGGAGGAACGUGCCAGUGGGCCGGUACCAUUCAGAGUUACUCGAACACCUUUACCAUCGCCAUUCCUUCAGGAAAGACUUCCGUGAACAUUGACCUUUAUAACUUGCUCGGAUUCGGUAGCUAUGGGUACAGUCUUGAUGGGGCAACCAUGCAGGCCUACUCUGUGUCGGCGACAGGAUGGAGCGUUUCAAUGUCACCUUCGAGCUCUCAACCAACUAGUUCGACCUCCUUUGUCAACUUCGAUAUCCCUACAAACCCCUUGCCAACGAGUAUUCAAAUGACUGCGAACGUACCGGCGGGCACCUCCUCCAUUAAUCUUCACAUUGAGAUUCGGGCCAGCAAAUCCUGCGGUGGAAACCCCAUCCCCGACCCAGCAGGCUCGGGUUCAGGCUCGGGUUCGGGCUCAGGAUCCGGUUCAUCGUCCCUCUCACUCAUAUUCCCGAAAAAUCUCAAUGGCGAGAUCAUUUGUGGCUCCGAUAGCACAGGCGGUGCCAGCAGAAUGACUGAUUGUCUGUUUUCCUACGGCAGCGGCAUCGUCCAAGGCCAACGCCUCACAGAGGGGAUCACGAUCACCACCAACAAUCCAUCUUCUGUCUGCAUCCGCAGCGGGACGACUAAGAACGAACAAGGUGUCAUUACCAACAAUUGGUGUCUGGUCUAUCAGUUCAACAGUUGCGCAUUCGUGCUUUCGGAUAAGUCCGAGCUCUUUGGGGGUUCGUUCCCCGGUUGGUCGGUCAUUUCGGGACAGGUGAUGCGUAACUUUGCCAUUACCGCGGCGAAUCAAUGCGCCGGAAGUGGUAAAACAGCCGUUGCUGCUGGACCUUUCCAGCCGUUUGGGGUAAUUGCCCAGUCCCUUUGUCUGACAUCACCGGAUCAUCCCGAAAUUUGUGCUGUGCCAUGA
Molecule: messenger RNA, 3951 nt
Organism: Penicillium coprophilum
Lineage: Eukaryota; Fungi; Ascomycota; Eurotiomycetes; Eurotiales; Aspergillaceae
Product: glycoside hydrolase family 55 protein
Exons: 9
Coding region: 1-3951 (1316 amino acids)
Molecular function (GO): polygalacturonase activity
Source: RefSeq, a predicted model, not a curated record